This is a messenger RNA of Raphanus sativus (radish), 2275 nucleotides long. Its product is annotated as probable FBD-associated F-box protein At1g32375. Gene Ontology annotation, molecular function: protein binding. The record is from RefSeq and is a predicted model, not a curated record. NCBI's taxonomy places the organism in Eukaryota, Viridiplantae, Streptophyta, Magnoliopsida, Brassicales, Brassicaceae.
UCUGUGUUUCUCUAUGUUACUAGAGCUGUAGAAGCUGAGAAGUUCGAGUAUAAUGGAGUUGGAUCGUAUGGAUAGGCUAAGUGAUCUACCAGAUGCACUCCUCGUGAAGAUAUUAUCCUUACUGCCUACGAAACAAGUCGUCUCAACAAUGCUUCUGUCAAAAAGAUGGCAGUUCCUUUGGAUGUUUGUGUCACGACUCCAAUACAGUGACGACGAUGGUGGUGGCCAAGACGGGAGGUUCUUGCGGUUUCUCUACAGUUCUUUGCUGCUGCACCAGGCUAAGGCUCUCGAGAGUUUCUCUUUGAAGCUUGGUCGAAACUCUGGGGAUAUAGAUCUCGGAGUAUGUGUUACACCUGUUGUUAAUCGCUCUGUUCGAAUGGAUAUCGAGAUUGAUGAUGAUGCUUCUUCUACCGAAACUCGAUUCAUACUUCCACGUAGCUUAUAUACAGGAUCUAGAACGCUUGUGACUUUAAAGCUACGAAACGCGGUUCUUGCGGAUGCGGCUUCGGAGACGGUUUCUUUCCCUUCCCUUAAAACUCUGAGCCUUGUAUCAAUGAAGUACCCAGGUGAUGGGUUUAUCAGCAAGCUUCUGUCUAGUUGUCCUGUUCUUGAAAACCUGUUUGUGGUGAAAUGCCGAGGUGACAAUGUGGCAUGUUUGGUUGUUAGAGUGGCGUCUUUGAAGUUUUUAACCGUGCGUACCACAGCAGAAGUAGAGUACAAUCAGGGGUUGGUGCUCGAUGUUCCUUCUCUGGAGUUCUUGGACAUUGUUGAUUAUACAGAUGGGUUUUGUGUCGUUGAGAACAGUAUGCCUAAGGUGGUACAGGCGCAUCUUGAUGUGAUUUAUAGUCAUCCUCAGCAGCUUCUCGCUUCCCUUCCUUCACUCGUGCAGCUUUCGUUAUGUCUAACGACUUCAAUGGAUACACAUUUCGAUGGAACAAUAUUUAGCCAGCUUAAACAGUUGAAAGUAUGUCCUUGCGGCGAGUGGUUGGAUCUACUUAUGCGUCUACUCAAAACUGCCCCUAAACUAAGGUUUAUUGUCCUUGAGCUGGCCCAUGGACUUAGAACUGAAGGUCCGCCCCUGGGCUGGAACCAACCCAGCCGUGUUCCUGAAUGUCUAUUGUCUAGUCUUGAAUAUUUUGACUGGAGGCAAUACGGAGGAAGAGAAGAAGAGAAACAAGUCGCAAGAUACAUCUUAGGAAACUCUGGUCGUUUAGGACUCGCAACUUUCUACCCCAAAUCAAAAAAUCCUGUGAAGAAUCUGCAGAUGCUCACGGAGUUGUCAAUGUUACCAAGGAGGUCUUCAGUCUGUCGGGUUGAGUUCUGUGGGAAUUACAAUCCUGUCUCAAAGUGAAAAGAUUUAAGUUCAACGGCAUGUCUUGAUUUCUUCUAAAGUUACCUCUUUAUUUGGAUAUCUUGAAUGUUUAAUUCUAGUCUCAGAAUAAUCGUUACAUUUUGAUUGUGGGGGAAGUAUUGCCAUCCUGACGUUGGACAUUGUUGGAAUCUUUCAUUAUAACAUGUCUCCAAAAUAAACUACGUUAAAUACUGAUGAAGUAAGUCGUUAUAGCAUUCUGACGUUAACCGUUGCGCUAAUACUUAUACGCCAUUUGCCAAAAACAUCGAGAGAAAAGUGCAUUACGACGUCACCUUGUGUUUUACUAACAGUUCACGAGAGUGUGCAUACAGACGAUGAUUAUUAGUGCGACAACCACAUCAGCUAAUGGGUGUGGUUAGUUACCAUUUGUUACGUUGAAGAACAGAGAAUAUAAGUAUACGUGGGGUUGUAGACUUUCUUUUUUUUUAACACUGAGAUUAGAUUAUCUUUAACCAAGGAUUACACAAGGAUCAAACACUAAAGCCGGCGAGUCACUAAACUCCCGGAGACUAUGGCCAGGGGAACAAGGAACAUUCCCCGGAAACAUAAGCCGACAGACAAACAAGUCCUCGGAGACAGACAAAGACAAAAACUAUUAAGUGGUGUUUCUAAACUUCAUAGUCAAAUAAAAUGGUGGGUCCAUGUAAGGAUAAAUAAAAAUGUCACUAAACUUCCGAAGACUAUGGCCAGGGGAACAAAGAACACUCCACGGAAACAUAAGCCGACGGACAAAACAAGUCCUCGGAGGCAGACAAAGACAAAAGCUAUGAGUGGGGUUCUAGACUUUCAUAUAAAAUGGUGGGUUUAAGAUGUAAAGGAUAAAUAAAAUUUGGUACUUUAAAAUUAAACAAGAAGAUCAAGUGUACAUCAAAUUUCAUUUGUCAGUUCAUAUCAUUUGAUAUC